This is a messenger RNA of Dermatophagoides pteronyssinus (European house dust mite), 1177 nucleotides long. RefSeq lists its product as uncharacterized. The record is from RefSeq and is a predicted model, not a curated record. Lineage: Eukaryota; Metazoa; Arthropoda; Arachnida; Sarcoptiformes; Pyroglyphidae.
AAAUGAUUAAGAGAAAAUUCUGUUGAAUGUUGUUUCUCAGUGACCAGUUGGAUUUUGAAAUUUGUUCUCUUUGAAAUGAUUUUAAUUUUCAUCGUUAUGGUUUGCAUUAUGGUGAUGAUCAUAAUGUUUUUCUUGAUUUUUCAAUGCACAUUCCUUGAUCAACCAUUGUCUUGCCUAGAUUCAAAUCAGCAAAAUGACAUAAUGCUUAAAUCGCCAAUUAUUAUGGAUAAUAAUGAUUAUGGAAGUAAUCAAAACCGAUCCAAACUACAAAGUCAAUUUCAAACCAAAACAAAAACAAAUAAUAAUGAUGUAUUUGAACAAUACAUACCCAAAGCAUUAUUAGCCAAUUUAAAAGAAAAAGAAAAAAUUGAAUUAGCAUCUAUGGCCAUAUUAACGGCGCCUAAUGAAGUACAAUUAAUGGAUCAGCAUGUAUUUCAACAACAACAACCAAAACGACCAUCCUCAAAACCAGGAAUGUUUUCCAGCACAUCCUCAUCAACGAUAACGAAAUGGACAAGCAAUAGCAGCAAUAAUAAAAUAAAUUUACGGUCGACAUUGGAACAACCACAAUCGAGUCCAUUUCAUUCAAUGUCUACAGCUUCAUUUGAGCCAAAAUUUUCUCAUGUAGGAUCACCAACUUCAAUGAUGGGCCCAUCAUCCAAUAUUCAUUCUGAUAGGCGUUUAAUAUUGAUAACAUCGACACCAGUUAUGUUCAAAACAAAUGCAAAACUUUCAAAAAUUAGUGAUGAAUCAUUGAUCCAAUCGCGCACGCAAUCAUCAUUAUUAUCAAAAAGCCUUAUAACCGAAAAAAAAUCAAAAGAACGAUCCAAAAUUCAGAGUUAUUGUAGUCAACCAAGAAAUAAAAAUGAUAAAAGUAAUGACUAUAAAGGCAAAUUGAUUGGAAUUCCAAUGAAAACUCGUGUUGUUUCUAAACAACAUCCAAAAGAAUCGAAUGUAGAGGAUAGUUAUAAAUCGAAAAUUUACUCAUCAAAUAUCAAUAAUAUUAGUCAUCAUUCUCGGCCAUUAACAUCCGCCCUAACAUAUCGGUCGUCUCAACCACGAAUUGCAUCAAACCAAAGCAGCAACAAUAGCAACAACGAUAGUAAAAUUGAAUGGACAAACAUACGUUGACACACUUAAUUUGAUAACAAAAUAAACUAACCAAACAUAUAUAAUC